Molecule: messenger RNA, 901 nt
Organism: Schizosaccharomyces cryophilus OY26
Lineage: Eukaryota; Fungi; Ascomycota; Schizosaccharomycetes; Schizosaccharomycetales; Schizosaccharomycetaceae
Product: exosome subunit Rrp40
Exons: 2
Coding region: 21-740 (239 amino acids)
Biological process (GO): nuclear polyadenylation-dependent rRNA catabolic process; TRAMP-dependent tRNA surveillance pathway; U4 snRNA 3'-end processing
Cellular component (GO): nuclear exosome (RNase complex); cytoplasmic exosome (RNase complex)
Molecular function (GO): RNA binding
Source: RefSeq, a predicted model, not a curated record
AAGAAUCUGGAAAUUGCAACAUGUCAGAAGUGGAAGAGUCGGGUCCUGUAUACUACUUUCCAGGAGACAAUGUAAAGCUGUCUACAGUCGCAGAGCAAGGAACUGUCCGACUAGGCCCUGGCUUAGUUCAUCAAAAACACGACCAGGAAGAUGAAAUUAAGGUAUCUCGCGCUGGCUUUCUGCAUCAGGGAGCCAAAAAUACUGUUUUAGUGGACACUAGAAUGAAAAGAUAUGUUCCUGCUAUGAAUGAUCAGGUCAUUGGCCAAGUUACUUCCCGAUUUGCUGAGGGUUACCGGGUGGAUAUUGGAUCAGCACACAGUGCUCAAUUGAACGCAUUGGCUUUUGAGAACGUUACUAGGAAAAGCAAGCCAAACCUAGCAGUCGGAAGCCUAGUUUAUGCUCGCGUAUCUUUGGCUGACCGCGAUAUGGAACCAGAGCUGGAAUGCGUAGAUGCAACAACUGGAAAAGCUGGUGGCUUUGGAGAAUUGAAGGAUGGCUAUAUGAUCACUGGGUUAUCUUUAUCUCAUUGUAGAAACCUCUUAACCCCUAAAAACGCACUUUUGCAAACUCUCGGUACCUAUGUUCCUUUUGAAAUUGCUGUUGGAAUGAAUGGACGUGUGUGGGUUCACUCUGAAACAAUCCCGACUACUAUUUUGAUUACCAAUUGCAUUAAAAAGUCUGAAUUUUUGGACGAUGAUGAACGGGUUCAGUUAGUAAAGUCUAUGGUAAAAAAUCUUUAACCUCUCACUAGAUUCCGAAAAGAGCGUUCAUUGUACAGUAACAUAAAUGGUGAUGAAUACAAUUGUUUCAAUUCUCAUGUUUUCCAAAUGUCCUACUUACCUACAUUAAAGAAUAAUUUUUUGUUUUAAAUUCGCUCAAAAGACAAUAGACUGUAGAAACC